UAGUGUAGUGAUUUAGUGAAAACAGAAUAGAAAAGGAGAUCCAGUCUGGUGAACGCUAGCUUCUGUUCCGAUAGUACAUUAAUUUUGUCUUAAGUGUUUUCUAGACCCAUUUAAACUUGAAUAUAAGCUAUUUAAUUUUCGCGUUUUGUUCUUAAAGUAUACAAGCCUGAAACAACAAUGCCGAAAAGAAGCAAAGCUAACAGUGCCACUGAAGCAGCCGGGCCCAAGAGAAGAUCUGAGAGACUUCAAACUAAACCCCAAGCGUCAAAGCCGGAGCCAAAGCCAAAGAAGGCACCUGCUAAGGGCAAAAAGGCUAAGGCAGUAGAAAAGGCCAAACCAGAGGCCAAAUCUGAGGAGAAGACCCCUGCUGAGAACGGAGAGACUAAAGCUGAUGAAGAAGCAAACGCUGAUGGAGAGGAGAAAUGAUGAGGAGAAAGACCAGAAAGAGCUGCUAAAUAACACCAGAGCUCCCAUACCUCUUUUCUUGUACAAUACAGAGGAGUAUUUUUAAUGACUCUUUUCUAAGAAACAUGUUUUUUAGUUCAAUAUUAAAAACUUAUUUGAUAAAAAAAAUCAAGAAAAACCUUAAGAAUUUCAUUCCCAUUGUCUCAUGAAGAAGAUUCGCAAUCAUGAAACAAAAAAUCUUCCUGUUACUUUGUAUUAUUCCUGUCUUUUUUUUUCUGGUUUGUAAAAAAUAAUUGGGAUUUGGGCAGGUGUUGACUGAUAGCAUGCUGUAUCUCUUCAAAUGAUUUAAAAUAGAAGUUUGUUAGGCUUUUGAAUUGAAACUGGAAGAGUUUGUUUGAGACAAACAUUCCACAGCUGAUAUGAGGUAAAUGGGUAUUUAGCCUCAACUGUAUUUUGUAGUUCAAGUAUUGUGCUUGUUUCUGGGGAGCUGGAACUGAUUUUAAGCUGUAUUUUAUGGAUUAUAGCCUGUUAUGAUUUUAAUUGACAUCUUGCAUAAAUUUUCCAGCUCACUAGUACUGAAACAUUCAUCAAAUUACAAUCUGAAUUACAAUGACUUUUGGCUUUAAUGAUAGUACCGCAAAAAUGUUGUAUAGCUGUUGUGAAAAGGUUUAUAUAUUUUCUAUUUACAGUAUGUGGUGGUACUUUUUAAAAGAAUGAGAAAUGGAAUAGAAUUAGGAAAACUAAUAACACAACUUUGCCGCAGUGUUAAACAUUCAGGUUUUUGCUGCUGCUGUUGAUAUAAAAAUGAGUGUAUGUUCAUUUGAAAACAUGCCAGCAGUAACAUGUUUUUAGGUUAAAAAUACCACUGUACAGUUUUGUGGUUUUAUUUCUGUUUUUAUGUAGUAUGUGUAAUGAUUGUUGUACAAUACCAAUAAAAUGGUUGUAUUUUCAUCAAUUUUUUUUGUAGUGUAAACAGCAAAUGUUUAAAGCAGGGUUCUAUGGGGUCUGGGAAAAAUAUGGAAUUUCUUUUGAAUAAUUUCCAUGUCUUAAAAAAAUAAAUCUGAGUAUGGAAAAAUG
This is a messenger RNA of Paramisgurnus dabryanus, 1482 nucleotides long. RefSeq names its product high mobility group nucleosome binding domain 1a (gene hmgn1a). Gene Ontology annotation, molecular function: nucleosomal DNA binding. Lineage: Eukaryota; Metazoa; Chordata; Actinopteri; Cypriniformes; Cobitidae. Gene Ontology annotation, cellular component: nucleus; chromatin. The record is from RefSeq and is a predicted model, not a curated record.